Messenger RNA from Daldinia caldariorum, 4263 nucleotides. RefSeq lists its product as uncharacterized. Gene Ontology annotation, molecular function: protein heterodimerization activity. NCBI's taxonomy places the organism in Eukaryota, Fungi, Ascomycota, Sordariomycetes, Xylariales, Hypoxylaceae. The coding region runs from base 294 to 4052 and encodes 1252 amino acids. The record is from RefSeq and is a predicted model, not a curated record. The transcript is spliced from 2 exons.
UUCCUAGUAAUGAUCUUCGUACUUCCUCUUCGACUACAGUUUCAGUGCAUUCUUUCCUAAACUAUCUUUUUUUUCUUCUUCUUUAGAGCUCAUCGUUAAUGUCUUUAACUAUUAUAGCUUCUACCACUCGAUAAUUCGAAUAUUGCUCUCAAGCCGCUUGGGCCUACUCUGCAGACUUGUCGUCUGCAGAUAUUCAUUUCAAUCUGUUGCCAUACCCCAGUCAGGGCGACCUUCUGGGGUCUGCUGUUACUACGGACGUCCCAAUUGAGACCUUCCUAGCAAACAACUCCACCAUGUCGAGCUCUUCCUCAACCGCUGUCACAAACUCGUCGCGACACGUUCAUUCCAGAACCCAGAGCAUAUCGAGUGACAGACCAUCCACAGCUAGCCACAACCUCAUGUCUCCCCCUCUCUCCGUAUCGCCCGAAGCGGUCUUUAUAGCUGCAUCUGCUGCUUCGCAGAUAGUUACUAAUGAUCAUGACAGCCAUUCUGAGACAUGGUAUGAUCAGAUGGGAAUCGAGCCUUCGCAAGAAACUGCGUUGGUCUCACCGGGCGCUCUCCAGCUCGCUAACAACUUCGUCGAUCAACUUUUAUUCAACAUAAUUUCCGUCGCCAAAUCCACCUCCUUAUCAGCUUUGCGACCGGCUGUUAGCGAAGUUUUGAAGCCGAAACUUGCCAAAGAUGCCAUCAACAAUGCCGAAGAGGAGCUUCGAGAGUAUCUGGGUGGUGGUGAAGUUGAAGACUUGGUGCAGUCUCCGAGCACUGCAACCCCUGCCGAUUGGGACGUGGAGCUAGUUUGGAAAAGAACGAGGCUACGUUGUAUGGUUUAUUCAUCCCUUGGUGAUAUGGAAGAGGAGGAUGAAGAGUACUAUAUGGAACAGGAACAUCUUAGAGGCGAGUCGGAUGAGAUUCUCUCUGAAGUUGUAUCACCUGCAGUUGCUAUUUUCUUGACCUCGAUUCUUGAAUUUAUGGGUGAGCAGGUUCUCGUCAUAGCAGGACAGUCGGCUUUCAACCGGUUACGUGUCAAACAUGAGAAAGAGCUGAAAGAAGGCACGCGAUCACCUGGCGGACUGUUUGAACGUAUUAUUGUCGGGGAGUUGGAUAUGGAGCGUGUUGCGUUGGAUCGGACCCUCGGUCGACUUUGGCGGUCUUGGAAGAAGAGGAUUCGGUCGCCGAUAGAGCCUAACUAUUCUCGUCCCUUUUCGCGUAGUUCUUCGAGCAUCUCGGGAGUACCUAACCAGCGGCGUGGAAGCCUUGCCACAGACCACGCACAGUCGUUUCAAACACGUAAAGAUUCCGACCCUGCGCUCGAAGUACAGGAAGAGCAAGAUAGCGAGACGGCUGGUGAUGAAGUCAGCCAGCGGUUAAUUUCGGAAGUAAACCCAGCUGAUGUACCUCUGCCGGAUAGCGAUAUCGAGUCAGUCUAUAGCCAUGAGGAGGAAAGCGAGGAAGAAGAUAGUGAUAGCGUUCGCCGGCCGAAGAGUCUUAUCCUUUUCUCUUCGUCAACGAAGAAUAAGUUAGCGGCUCUUCGGGCUUCGCUGACAAGUGCGUCAAAUCGACGCCCUCGAUCUCUUCCUCCUCCUCGGAGAAGCUUGCGACAACGCUCUGCUGCCUCUAGUCCUCUAAACGAGGCCCAGCCUGCCAAAGAUAUAGGCAAGGAUGAGGAAAAUUCGGCCGAGAAACCCACAACUGAGGCAGAAGAUAAUGUUUCUUCUAAGGAGGUUAUAGAUGUCAAUGCUAAUGGGAAUGAAGAGCCUUCCCAGAUAGCGGAACAAAAGGCGAUGUCAGACGGACUGAUUCCUGUUGCCACAAACGAUUCUACACCUGUGAUAUCGACGAGAGCCAGCAGCAUUACCCGACUGAGCGAAAUUGAAGAGGACGAAAUCGAUGAAUUUACCGAAGAGCCUGAGAUAUUGACAUCAUCAAGAAUCUCUAUUGGAGGAAGGAGUUCAUCUCCUUCUACAUCAGAUUCCGGAAAACCUACUCUUAUGCCUGUAAGGACUAAUAGCAUUCAGUCGGUACGGAUUAUUGAGGUGCAGAGCCCUCGUAGCCCGACGGCUGGUUCGCAAGCGAGUUCUAUGGAUUUCCAAGAUCCCGCCGCGGUGGCUCGUAGAAUGUCCACCCCUCCUAUUGCUGAGGAAAAGGACUCAGAAGCACGGCCUACAAACAGGCAUGCCGUUAUUCUUCAGCGGUCAUUCGAAGAUCCCCAAGAGACCAAUUCUACGACCGUCCAACCUGCCCGAAAUCCUAGUCCUUUAAGAAGUGUUCAUUCACAAGAAGUAUAUGAACUCGCAGCGCCCACUACUAGAGUGACUAUCCUGAGUAGUUCCGGAUCGGAGGCGCCUCCGGAUGAAAAACCUGUGGUUUCUUCGAAAUCAUCGAGGAACCCACCGAUGCCGACAUUACCUGAGAGGAGUACAAGUCGACCCGUUUACGGACGAUCGGGCUCUAACGAUACUACGUCUAAUACAUCCGCUCGACGUGGUACGCCGGAAUCACAGAAGAUGCCACGCCCUCUACCAAGUGACUCGCCUUCAUCCACGUCAACUAAAUUCAAACCUGUGCAUUAUGCUGAGGACAGAGCGCGCGAUUUCGAACAGUUAAUCCACAGCCAGGACACCCUGCAGUAUACCCUCACACCUGAAAACAUGCGCGAUAUUGACUCUACUUCGUCACAGCAUACCGGAAGCCCUAAAACGAACAGGUUUCAGAGAAACGAAGACAACAAGCAUGAGCGCUCGCGAUCUUCAUCUAUUAAGAGGGCCGCAUCGAUUACGAAGAAAAUUAGUCCAGGUAUCCAUCCUUUGAGUUCCAAUCCUCCCACGGAUAUUCCUUUUGCUGGGAAAUUCUCCGAAGCGAUCAUAGGCGUGCCCAAUGCUGGCCCACCGAAAAGCCGAUCGGGUAGAGCUCCCCAAGCGAGGGAGGCACGAAUCCCUCGGGAGUCUUUGCAAGACUUUGCCGAUUUCAUUCGAUCAACAGGUCCUCCUACUGAACGUAACGUUCAGCGUACCAGAGGGCAUACUCCUUCGUUAUCAACCGUCCGGGCUUCCAAGGGACCGACUCAUGUGAAAAAGAGCGCAAGCAUUGACAUCCGACAGGCCCAUUCGAGUAACCGACCGCACCUCCAGGCUCGGGAUGCUACUGUUAAUCACAACAGCGAAAGCUCGGAUCUCAUUGAUUUUAUUCGGCAGGGGCCGCCUAACAGCAACGGAAAUAACCCUCGAAUUCCCCGCCAUAUAGCUCCUUUCCGCAGCACGAUGGAUUCGGACCAAUUGCAAAUGGCGGGCGCGGUAGGAGGCAAGGCGAUCGAUGCAGUAAUUCCGAACAUUCGAAAUUCCGAGGCAUCGACGAAUGUUACGGAGGCGUCAGCACCGUCAUCAAUGAAUUCUCAAAGCGCACUCUUGAGCAAGGCAAAUAAGGUACAACAAUACUCCGGUAAUAAUUUUGACGACGACGAUAUGACGCCAAAGCGGACACAGCGACGAGUUCGUGACCCUUAUGCCAUUGACUUUAGCGACGAGGAAGAUGAAUACUUGGAUACAAUGCCCCAACCGAAACCAAAGAAGGAAGAAAGCUUAAUCGAUUUCCUUAACAGCUACCCGCCUCCCCCUGAGCCAAUGUCAGAACCAGUUGCUAUCCCGAAGAAGAAAUCCAGUGCGCCAAAUCUGAUCGCACGUCUGAGAUCAGGCGGAAGCUCUAUCAAAUUAGCCUCGAACCCGAGGGGACUUGGCGAAUCAAGAUCUCUAAGUAGUCGGAGUGGUACCAGCAAAGGUUACACACCUAUUGUUCUCCCAACCUCAGUCGAGAAAUUUGGGAGCGAGCCCGGGCCGCCACCAACCGCUCCUAGUAACCUAGCAGGCCGUGUUCCGAUGAAGAAGUUCGAAGCACGAGACGCCGUUUCCGCCAAUACACCUACAUCAGAUCUUGCUAGUUUCCUACGCGAUUCGGAGCCGCCACCUCAACCUUUGAUGUCGCAUCCCAUCCAGAACGAAAACAAGGGUAGUGGGUUCUCUCGGAUGUUUGAGCGCCGUAAGAAGUCUGCUGCAUUUUAAUCACUUUCGCCUUUGAAUUCGAACCUCCCGUGUAUAAAUCAACUAUUUACUUUCGAAACGUUCGGUGCUUAUAAAAAUAUUAGAGCUAGGACAAAGGGUGGCAGUUUUGAAAAUUAUAUUUUUCUAGCGGCGGAGUUGCCAACCAUUUAGUUACGGACAUCUUAUGCGUGUAUUUAUCAUCAAUAUUGGCCGGUUGUUCUUUUUUAUUUUG